This is a messenger RNA of Podospora pseudocomata, 2835 nucleotides long. RefSeq lists its product as uncharacterized. Lineage: Eukaryota; Fungi; Ascomycota; Sordariomycetes; Sordariales; Podosporaceae. Gene Ontology annotation, biological process: DNA-templated transcription; regulation of DNA-templated transcription. Gene Ontology annotation, molecular function: zinc ion binding; DNA binding; DNA-binding transcription factor activity, RNA polymerase II-specific. The transcript is spliced from 2 exons. Gene Ontology annotation, cellular component: nucleus. Bases 697 to 2835 code for a protein of 712 amino acids. The record is from RefSeq and is a predicted model, not a curated record.
UAUCUGCAGAGCUUCCUUCGAUCACGAUGGCUCCAAUCCCGGCGUCCAGCAGAUUGGAUGCGAAUGGUGUGCGCAGUGGGGUGUAGGAACAGUGCCCCGCAAGUCUCUCUCCGAAUCCCGGAUACUUCACUUGAUCAUACCUAAGAUACCUUACCUCACUUCCAACAUGUGCUGGGUGUCCAUGCCAUCGACCAUGAAGCAAGCUUGUUGAUGGUAAGCUCAGAUAUAUUUUUCAAGACUGAAGACCGGCGUGCCGGGACGGGAUGCAAUGGAAGACCGGAGCCAACUGCCGGAUCAUCUCACUCCGGAGUCUACGCCCAUCCAGGAUAUACAGACGGGCCGACCGGCGGCUGGCAGGGCUCGGCACCCACACCAGAGCGCCCUGGCCGCCUCCCCUCCAACGGCCGGGAACAACCGGUGGGUGAUUUGGUUAGCGGUUCGGCUUCGGAUCAAGAGGUGUCGCUGCCAGGGACAGUUCAAAAACACACAACGCACGAGAGAACAAGCACGAAAUGCCUGGGGUGAUUUGGAGACCUGGCUUAUUAUUAUCUUCCCGCUCAGCCAAACGCAAACCGCCCACCGAGGCCAAUUCAUUUGAGAUAGACUGCGGGGCCAGUCAUCCUCCCGGUCGCCGUCAUCCACCAUCACGGACUGCCCUGAUGCUGCUUGGCUUAGACACCGAAGCUGCUGCUGCCAAUGAGCGCCUCACCCCGGACACAGCAAAAGCGCACCGCACACACGUGCAUAACAUGCCGUGCCCGCAAGGUCCGAUGUGAUGGUCGGAAGGGAACCUGUACCAACUGCGAGCGACUUGGUUUUGGUUGUUCCUAUGACGAACACACGGGCGUGGAGGUGGUCCAGACCGAUGCCGCCGUGUCUCGCAUCGCGAUACCUCGCCGCCGAGUUCGCCGCGCCUGCCAGAACUGCCAUGAGAAGAAGGCUCGCUGCAGUGGUUCGACUCCGAGCUGUGACCGGUGCACCGCUCAAGGCCUCCAUUGUGUCUAUCUCCCUGGAAAGCGCUCACUUCCCCUGGCCAGCCCUGCCACAGCAUCAGCAGCCUCAGCAACAUCCGCACCACCUGCGACGGCCCAUCCGCCAGACUCACCAUCCUAUGAUGACGGCCACUCGGGACGCAGCGCUUUUGCGAGCGGUACUGCAAGCCCUGCGCCGGCGUCUGCUACGCGAGCCGAACCCGAGGAGGACCUCGUGCUGCGCGCUUUUGACGCCUUCUUUCGUCAUGUACACCAUAUCCCCAAGUUCUCCUUCUUGCAUCGGGCAUCGCUGAUGGAGCGUUACCACGCCGGGUCCCUCGACAGGUCUCUUGUGCUUGCUCUCAUUGCCAUCACCGCUUUGCUGACUGACCUGGGUCCGGGUAUGGGCGAGUAUGGAAGCCAGUGUAUGGAAGAGGCCGUGUCACUGUGCUUGGCGGGAUUGGAGAAGCCAUCGAUUGUCCGUCUGCAGGCGCUGGUGAUUGCCGUUGAGCAUCGCAUCUUCUCGAGGAGGUUUUCGGGUGCUUUUAUGCUGCAUGCACUCGCCAGCCGCUUUGCCACGGCUCUUCGACUCAACUACGAAAACCCAGAGCUCUGUUUUUUGGCGCGAGAGUCUCGUCGUCGACUUAUGUGGUCUCUGUACAUGAUCGAUUCGUCCAUCUCCGCAGGGCAGCGUGAUGUUGCUUUGUGGCCCGAUGCCGAGCGCCAAAUCCACGUUCACCUGCCCUGCAACGAAAGGAACUUCGAGUUUGACCUUCCAGAAGCCACUGAGUCCCUGAGGCCGCCACCACCAGAGCCCGGCAUUGGAACCGCGCCAAUGCCGGAUGCUCUCGGAUUUAUGGCCCUUCAUGUGCGUAUCCAGUGGAUGCGUGCAAGGAUAUUGCAGUGUACCUCUCAGGCCGCCUCAUCGUGGUCUCAACAGGAUCUGACCACUCUCCCAUUGCGAUGCGCCGAGCUGUUGGCCGAGCUGGAAGGCUUCGAGGAACGAUUGCCGCCGUCGUUCAAAUGGUCCGAGGGGAACCUGCGUCUGCGAACCUAUUCACCAAGGCUGGGUAUUUUUGUCAUGACACACGUUUGGUGGCGACAGUGCCAUCUCGAUCUGUACCGCCUCUUUCUGGAAGGACUGCGCGAGGCGCUCCCUCGGCCGAUGCUCCAGCAGCUGGAUCCUAAUCUUGUUGCCCGCAGCCGUCAGGGUUGCUAUAAUCACGCAAGGGCCAUGGCUGACAUGUUUGCGCAGCUCCUGACCCUGGGCAGCAGCGUCCCUGUCACUGACUUGGAUCUGCCGGGCUGCGCUUAUCAAUGCACGAGGGCUCUGUAUCAUGGGCUUCAAACCGGUACAGGUGACUUGGCAUUUACCCUAGAACGAGUUCAAGAGCUCUCUGCUGUUUGCUUAAGGGCCGCCCAGCAAUCUACCACUGGGCCGGCCGCUGCGAGUAUUCAAGCGGAUAUCGAACGGAUAAUCACCCACGGUUUAAAGCUCCCUGAAGGCGCGCCCGAUUCACCGACUCGUAACUCCAGUGACCCUGCGCCUGUCAUCAAAUCUGCCAUCGACACCAGGCUUGCUGGCCACGCACAGCUCACACCGGAUCCAGCAGCCUUGUACACGUUCCAGCCAUCUGUACCAGCUACAUCGGCUCCAUCAAUAGCCUUGCCAAGCCUUGCCGUCACAGAACCACCAAUACCGGCGCCUGUGGCACCUUCACACGCGAGCGGCGUGACAACGGGGAGUAAUGCGUUUGAGGAGGUGUUGAGCGGUUUCACUUUUGGGCCGGAGCUGUACGGCAUGGACUGGUCCACAUUCCCUACUGGAUGGCCCAACCAGCAGUUUACAGGGUCGAACAUGUGA